AUGAGCUCGCGCACUGCAGCCUUGUGCUUGUCCCUGCUCUGCUUCCAUGGUGGCCUGUGCGCGCCCCUGAACCUGACCAUCCUGCACCUCAAUGACCACCACAGCCACCUUGAGGAGAGCACGUUUGACCUGAAUCUCAGCUCCCUGAGCGGCAUCUCCAGCCCGACCAUUGGCGAGAAGGCCGUACGAUACGGUGGCUUCCCGAUGCUGACCUCGCUGGCGCGCGAGCUGAGCAGCGCCUCGGAUGCCAACGUGCUCAAGAUCCACGCUGGGGACGCCAUCACCGGGACCGCAUACUACAGCGUGUUCAAGGGCGAGGCCGACGCGACGAUGAUGAACAUCCUCUGCCCCGACACCUUCACGCUCGGCAACCACGAGUUCGACGACGGGGACGCCGUGCUCGCCGACUUCCUGGACCGCCUGCACUCGAACGAGACGGCGUGCAACACGUCGGUGGUGAGCGCCAACCUGGUCCCCGGGCCGACGUCUCCGUUGCAGGGCAAGGUUGCGAAGUACGCAGUCAAGUCCUUCGGGGGCGAGUACGUGGCCGUUGUAGGCAUCACUACGAAGACCAAGACCAUGCUGUCCUCCAACCCAGACGCCGGCACUACCCUGGACGACGAGACGGCGGCGGCGCAGGCGGCCAUCGACGAGCUGAAGGCCAUGGGCCACGACAAGAUCGUGCUGGCGACGCACAUCGGUUACGGCCAGGACUUGGAGCUGGCACGCGCGCUGAGUGGCGUGGACGUGGUGAUCGGCGGGGACUCGCACACGCUCAUGGGCAGCAGCGUGGGCGUGGGCAUGGUCAACGCUCCGCACGAGCUGAGCUACCCGAAGAUGCACACUGACAAGGACGACUCGCCCGUCUGUGUUGUGCAGGCCUGGGAGUACUCGCACCUGCUCGGCAUGCUGCACGUGCGCUUCGACGACAGCGGCGUGGUCUCCAGCUGCGAGGGCGCGCCAAUGGUGCCCUUCGCUGCGCCGUCCGAGCUAGACACGGCCGACAAGGCCGUGGUGGAGGGCUUCCUGCAGGCGACGGGCGAGUUCCACGCAGUGCAGCCGGACAGCGUCACGCAGACUGCGCUGGACCAGUUCGAGUCCCAGGUCGACGAGUUGAAGAAGACAAUCGUGGGCUCGGCCCUCAGCACGCUCUGCCUGGAGCGGAUCCCAGGGCAGGGCCGCAGCACCUUGUGCGACCCGUCGGAGACGUGGGAGCACGGCAGCCAGGUCGGCCAGGUGGUCGCCCAUUCCUUCCUGACGAAUGCGCCCACUGCAGACUUUGCCAUCCAGAACGCUGGAGGCGUCCGCGAGGAUCUCGCGCAGGGCAACGUGUCGAUGGACGACUGCUUCACGCUCCUGCCGUUCAGCAACACCCUCGUGAUCGCGCAGAUGACCGGGGCGCAGAUCCAGGACACCAUCGAGGACGGGCUGGCCUUCUUCCUGGACGGCGACGGGUCGAGCGGGUCUUACCCCAUCGCCUCUGGGCUGCGCUGGCACGUCGACGCAAGCCAGGCGAGGGGGAGCCGCGUGACGAUGCUGCAGGCGAACUCCAGGAUGACCGCGAGUUGGGCCGACAUCUCUCUUACCACCACGUACAGCGUGGUCACCAACAGCUUCAUCGCUGGGGGCAAGGACGGCUACACAACCUUUGGAACCGUGACUUUCGAGGACACGUUCACCGAGUACGCUCAGGCGCUGAUCAAUCACUUUGGAGAGUUUGGCGUCGUCGAUGAGCCAAACAAGACAGACUACAGCACGCAGGUGUAUGUCGACGUCGACGGCUGCAACCACUCCGCCACUGCCUACGGCCAGUGCACCACUGAGGCUCCCACGCCAGCUCCUACAGCGACAGAAGUC
Molecule: messenger RNA, 1857 nt
Organism: Prorocentrum cordatum
Lineage: Eukaryota; Dinophyceae; Prorocentrales; Prorocentraceae
Source: the annotation of a GenBank genome assembly